GGAGAUAGGAACGACGUGAGCAGUAGCAAGAUGCGGACAUUUCUAGCACUAUUAUUGUGCAUCUCCCCUUCCGAGGGUUUCUUCCUCAACGAUGACCGAUGUUUCGGUGUGUGCAGUUGCUACAGCAACAUAGAUUGUGAUAGAAAACAAUUAACAGCUGUUCCAACCUUUGAUCUUCCAGUCUUCCUGCUUAACAAGGACUACACACAUAUGCAAACAAGUCUAGGACUAAAUGACAACAAUAUAACAUCGAUUCCAUUUGGAGCGUUUCAUAACAUCAGUAAAUUAAAUAUGCCACUUUUAUCGAUAUACCUUGGUUCAAACAAUAUAUCAAUUAUACACAAUGGAGCAUUCACGGGCCUGGAAUCGAUUGACGACGUCGGCAUAUACCUGGAUCAUAAUCAGCUUACAACAAUUCCGCUUGACCUCACCCGAAUGACGAACCUAUUUGCUCUAGAUUUACGCUAUAACCCGAUUCAAACAGUGUCAGGUCCUGUUAUUGCUGCAAUGUUUGCAAGCAACGAAAUAACAAGACUCUCUUUGAGUUCCUAUGAAAUGCUAAAGAAGGUUAUGGAGGUUCAAGAUAAUUCACUUGAGUAUUUGGUAUUAGACGGAAUGACAACAAGAAAAAUGGACCCAGGUCUCUUUCAGAGGAGCAAAACUGUUCCUCUCAGUUCAAUAACAAUAGAAAAAUCAUCUUUUGAUAAUGUGACGGAAGUCCUGUGCAAUUUGGAUUUAAACUCACUUACUAUCUCUGGAUGCCCAAAUUUAGGCGAUAACGUUUUACAAGGCUGUCCGCAAACAUCUCUCUGGCGGUUGACCAUUUAUGAAAGUAACCUUACCAAUGCAUGGACUCCCUCGGCCCUAUACAACUCUCCCAUACGUUAUCUUACAGUUUUGGGUAAAUUUGACCGUGUUCCAACUUCCGUGUUUCGGCAUUGGCCAAAUCUACAGAGUCUUACAGUCGGGUCGAAUAUUACAAUCAUCGAGAAGUCUGAUUUUGAAGGAUUGCGGGAGCUGCAUGACCUGAAUUUGCGGGCCAAUCCUAUUCACUUAAUUGCUGACCAAGCUUUUGCGACCAAUACCAAAUUGGCUGAUCUGCAUCUCCAUUACAACAACGAUAUCCAUUUGACUAGCAUACCUUCAAGCUUGCAAAACCUGACAAGCCUUUCUUUUGUCGAACUACCAAAUAUGAAAUGUACCUGCACAGCAAUGGGAGGAGUAAAGGGAUGGCACGCGGAUUACGUUUCCGGACAGUGUACUAAUAUCCAUAUGGGGAUCGGAACCUACAUCGAAACCAAGUUAACACUUUGUCCAUGAUCAACAAAAGAAAGUGAACGUUAGGAAAAAGUGACCUUUCUAAUGAUAAAGUAAAAUUGAAGUGGCCAAGUACAAAUUUAAUACGAAAAUGGUUAUCCUCGAGCGUUCAUUUCCAAACAUUUGCAAUUAUUAUUUACCAAUUACCACUGAUAUCAUUUGGUCAUUUAGACGUAAGUGUUGUCUUUCAAACGCAUCACAUCAUACUACCACUGUAUAUCCAUAAGAUCUUAACGUACAACUUUAAUUCGAAACAAAGUAAUAGUUAUAGUAAUUCGAUGAUUGGACAAUUGAUUUAUGUUAGAGGGGAAGUGGGAAUUUGUUUUCAUUUUUUGUGUCAUAUCUGUGGUGACAAUCAAAUUCAACGUUUGUAUGAAGACAUAAGCCAAUAUGAAUCAGAAGAAGCUGCCACGUGAUCAAGGAAGAAAUGGGUGGGGACGGUAUAUGCAAAAUCCAACGAUGGCACUAUACUAUGCAAAAAUAUCCACGUUCAUGACUCAUUUCUUGACCGCGUGACAUCUAUAAUAUGUUUAAAUUUUACAUGUUGGUGAUGGUGAUGGAUGCUAACAUUUAUUGUUUUAUUAAUUACAUUUGGAUAUGGCUAUAAAUUUUAUAAUCUUAUGGAAAUAAAUGGUCAAUUGUU
Mya arenaria is the source of this 1960-nucleotide messenger RNA. RefSeq names its product leucine-rich repeats and immunoglobulin-like domains protein 1. The record is from RefSeq and is a predicted model, not a curated record. Lineage: Eukaryota; Metazoa; Mollusca; Bivalvia; Myida; Myidae. Gene Ontology annotation, cellular component: extracellular matrix. Gene Ontology annotation, molecular function: protein binding. The coding region runs from base 31 to 1320 and encodes 429 amino acids. The transcript is spliced from 2 exons.